Molecule: messenger RNA, 417 nt
Organism: Procambarus clarkii (red swamp crayfish)
Lineage: Eukaryota; Metazoa; Arthropoda; Malacostraca; Decapoda; Cambaridae
Source: RefSeq, a predicted model, not a curated record
AUGAGGUGUGAGGCAGUAGCUGAGGCUCCCUCAUCCUCCUGGGACAUGAGGUGUGAGGCAGUAGUUGAGGCUCCCUCAUCCCCCGGGGACAUGAGGUGUGAGGCAGUAGUUGAGGCUCCCUCAUCCCCCGGGGACAUGAGGUGUGAGGCAGUAGUUGAGGCUCCCUCAUCCCCCGGGGACAUGAGGUGUGAGGCAGUAGCCGAAGCUCCCUCAUCCCCCGGGGACAUGAGGUGUGAGGCAGUAGCCGAAGCUCCCUCAUCCCCCUGGGACAUGAGGUGUGAGGCAGUAGUUGAGGCUCCCUCAUCCUCCUGGGACAUAAGGUGUGAGGCAGUAGCCGAGGCUCCCUCAUCCCCCUGGAACAUGAGGUGUGAGGCAGUAGCCGAGGCUCCCCCAUUCCCCCGGGGACAUGAGGUGUGA